Messenger RNA from Physcomitrium patens, 3367 nucleotides. The record is from RefSeq and is a predicted model, not a curated record. NCBI's taxonomy places the organism in Eukaryota, Viridiplantae, Streptophyta, Bryopsida, Funariales, Funariaceae.
GACUAAGAUUGGAGAAUGCUGGGAGUAGGCCACUUCGACUCGAAUGCCGCGCUCUUACAAUGGCGGGUCGAUUCGCUCUGAUCAAUACUGCGUUCCGCACUGCAGAGACCAGAAUUUGUCGAUUUGGGGGCUAGUGGAAGUCCAUGGAGCCAUCGAGACUGGUGACAGGGUGUUGGGACUGUGUACUUUGGGUGCUGGUUUCCCUUCGUAAGAUGGGGUAUAUGUGGAGGCCUAACGAGCACGUCCAGAAAUGCUGUGAUGGGCGGAUCUUGCAGGUGACGUCGACGUGCCGCGUCGCUCUCCGACUUCAUCGUUCCAUGAAGACGGAAGGGGAUUCCUCUCUCAACUGGUCUUGGGAUAGGGCUAAGAUUCCGGUGUAGAGAAUCGCGAGAGGUGUUCGGGACUGGGUUUGCGGGGUGUGUCGGCGAGCUGGUCACAUUCAUCGAGGAUCUGCUGUGGUCAGGCAGUAGAGUGAGCGGUGGUGGAGGUAUUAGAAUUAGAGUUGCGAUCGGGUUGGGAUCUCAGGACAAUGCAUGGUUGGAGCUCAGUGUAUGGUUUGUGCUAUCGCAGAAACUGAAGCAGAAGUCAUGAAAACGGCACUCGAUUUGCUCCUACACGGUCGAGUACCCUCGAAAUCUGUAGUUGCGUCAGUUCAUCCUGCGGGUGAUCUCUACAGCAGACCUGCAGGACUAGGGAAGUCUGCGGGGCUUUCUUCCAAAGAGCAAGUACUGGAGGAUAAAAAAAAUGCUCUUACUCCGGCGGAACAGUGCCUUGUUCGGGAAUACAUGAAUGGUGCACGAUCUUCCGAAGAAGAAAUUGGCGACGCGGCGCUGCGCAAGCUUGUCCAUAGUCCCACCUUCAUGAGAUUCGUCCAUCGACUCGAACUCGAAAAUGAGGUGGUCGAGUUGCACAAGCAGCUAGACAAAGAAGUUGAGCUUCACAGUGCCCUGGAGAGAGCACUUUCGAAUUUGUCCAGCACCCAAUUGCCCAAUCCUGACUUGCACCACCUUCCCAGCAAUGUCCAGCAGUUGCUCACGGACAUCGCAAUGCUGGAGGUCGCAGUUCUGAGACUUGAAAUGCAGGCGUCCGCACUUCAAUCGGAUCUGGCGCACGAGAGGACUGAGCGCGCAGUGGUGCACCAGACAUUGAAUUCCCCUUCCGACGUGCCUUCGCCAGUCGAAGAUGCCAAAUCACUACCUGCCUUAUCGCUUGCACAUCAACGAUCCAGUUAUGAUUCCCCCCAAUGUCCGGUCCCUUCGAAAGUGCCAUCACGGUUUGUCACAUGCAGUUCCCGAUGCUCAAAUUCUCCUGCACGUGCUACCCUGAAAGAUCUCUUGCGUAAACCCUCUCAAGAAUCCAGCCAGCAAUUUCGCACUCCUCCUAAAUCCCCGCGACAAGCUCUUCGGUUGUUGUGGAGCCCCCUCGACGGGCAGUCACAAAUGUCCUUCUUACCCUUCUCGAAAAAGGAUCGAUCACAGACAGCUAGUCCUUCCACAGCCGAGAAGAACCCGCGUACAUCUCAAGACGAGGGUGCCAGUGCCCCGUCGUCUGAGUCUGCGUCAUCCAAUCCAACUUCUUCUGCAUCGUUGUCUCCGUUCACACCAGGGGAAGAGCCGCAGAACACCACACCCGUCACUCCCACUGGCCAGCCAGAUCACCCAGUUGUACGAAAGUCAUUGAAUCCUGUGAAGUUGUUCCCCUCCGCCAAGCGCCUCGCCUUCUGGAACUUCUCGUCCUUCUCCGAGGAACGAUCUGUCAAGCCGGCGUUUGACACAGAGGCUGCUUCUGUUUCUCUGCCUCGCGACUGUCCCUCCAGAAUUGACGAGGUUCUCACCGACGACGUAAGAAUCAGAAAACUACGGCGAAUCUGGAGAAUGAGGCUACCUGAACAAUCGCAAUCUCCUCGAUCUCCUCUAGACAACGCGCCUACUGCAGCGUCCCCUCCCAGCAUCUCGAACCAAAGCGAUGCUUCGUUGCAGGAAUCACCGCGGAGUUCCUGCAAGGAGUCUCCUCGUCAAAGCAAAGCAGAGAAACUAGAGAUCAUAUCGUACGCAAACAGGCUGUCGGAGGAGAUGGUGCGCUGCAUGGCUAACAUCUACUGCCACUUAGCAGGGCCCAGUUCCCAAUCUCAUGGAUCCCAAGAUUGGCCUGCCUCGUCCUGUCGCACCGACCGUCUCUCCCCCUCUUCAUCCAACUCUUCCCAGUCCGAUUCCUUCGUUCCAUCAGGAGCCCGAAGUCCAAGCUUGGACACUGGACUUUUUGCGGAAUUGAUCGGAUGCGACAGCACUCCGGAUCCAUACAAAGUCUCGGGGAAGCUUCCCUGGGCUGACAUUGGGCCAUACGCCAAUGCUUACGAGGUGUUAUGGCUGACCGUAGGGAUGGACCAGCUUGAAUGCGUCGCGCAGAGUCUUGGAAGAUUCAGAAUACUGGUGGAACAAUUAUCUCAAGUCAACCCCUCGGCAAUGACACACGAGCAGAAACUCGCGUUCUGGAUCAAUCUUUACAAUGCCCUACUCAUGCAUGCUUUUCUCGCAUACGGAAUUCCCAGAAGCGAUCUUAAGUUCUUCACCCUCAUGCAGAAAGCAGCAUACUGCGUCGGAGGCCAUUGGUUCAAUGCUGCCGCCAUUGAGUGCCAUCUUCUCAAGGCCAGGAUUAUGCUCCACCGACCGCAGUUUGCAUUGAUCAUGGCACUUCACAGCAAAAAGCUAACCGAGGAACAAAGUGAGUAUGGGAUCGGCAAGCCUGAUCCGAAAGUAAACUUCGCGCUGUCUUGCGGUGGCCACUCUUCCCCGAUGGUGCGAAUAUAUACAGCAGAGCACGUUCAUGACCAGCUCGAUUGCGCAUUGCGAGACUACGCGCGUGCGACGGUGGGUCUGACAUCUAAAGGCCGAGUCCUGCUACCCAAGCUCCUGUACAAUUACGCUCGUGAGUUCGUCGAAGACGAUGUGGUGCCCCAGUGGGUGACCCAGUUUCUUCCCGCGCCGCAGGCCGCGGCUGUAUAUGAGUGCACCCAACAACGCUAUCGACGCCGAAUCUUCAACAAUCCUGCGACUUUUUCAGUUUCCCCUUUCAGCUUCGCAUUUCGGUACCUGUUCCCGGAAUCCUUCAGCUGCCCCGAUGGCUGAUUCUAAUCUUUCAUCUUCGACACAUCCACCACUUCUUCACAUUCCUUCGCCGAUGUGCAGCAGCAACCAUGAGAUAGUUUAUACAUUGAUUGUCCACGCCAUUCAUUGAAAGAUGUGGACAUUUUGCUACAAAUCCCAUCUCUUAUAGAAAAGCAGUAAACUCACUAUUGGCAAAACCAGCUCAGUUUGUACAGUCGACACAAAUCAAUUACAACACCACACAAGCAACAUUUUCCUUUAAA